This is a messenger RNA of Trichophyton rubrum CBS 118892, 348 nucleotides long. RefSeq lists its product as uncharacterized. The coding region runs from base 1 to 348 and encodes 115 amino acids. The transcript has a single exon. Lineage: Eukaryota; Fungi; Ascomycota; Eurotiomycetes; Onygenales; Arthrodermataceae. The record is from RefSeq and is a predicted model, not a curated record.
AUGCACAUCGACCUUGCCAUUUCCAUCACAGCGAACAAACAAGCCUGGAGUAUGACCGGCUUCCUGCUCGUGGGGAAGAAUUGGGCGUAUCCUCGCGGAGAUGGUCGUGUCAGAAGAGAUCUCGCUCUCGUUUCCAUUCUUCGUUUGUCCAGCAACGGGGUUUGGCUUGAACUCCCUGACUUUCUCAACAAAGAAAGCCUUGUGUUCGGCGAGAGAAGUCGGAAGUGCCAUACCUCCAAUUACCUGCAACACUUUGCUGUCGGUUCUGGGUAUUUAGCAUCUCACGACUCAGCAAAGCAACCCACCAGGCAACCACUUCAACUUCUCUUGGCCUUUUUAGUUUUUUGA